AUGGAUUUAACUAAUCAAUCACAAGUUACUGAAUAUUAUUCUUCAUCUAAACUACAUCAUAUACCUAAAAAGCUCAAGGAGAAAGUUAAAAUCUCAUGUACAGAGUUUAUUGCAUUAGAUUCACGUGCAUUUGAAUUAGUUUCUGGUGAUGGUUUUGUUAAACUAGCUCAAUCUAUUUUUGAUGCUGGUAAAUAUUUUAAAGCUUCAUCAACUGUCGACGUCAAACAACUUAUACCAUCACCAGUUACGGGAAACACAAUUUUUAUUUACACAAUUCUAUAUUAUAGCAUAUGACUUUCGUAUUGCGGUUUAGCAUUACGCUUUGUAACAGUAGAUUUUAAAUUGAAUAAUUUUAUUCUUGGUUGGAUAUUGUAUGAUGUGGAAUCACAGUCAGUUGAUAAUAUACGUAUGUUUAUUGAUGCUCAAUUAUUAUCGUAUGUCGAUCAACUGCCAAAAAAUGUUCAACAAGGUCGCAACGUUACAUUUGAUCGUUAUUUUACGGAUAUUAAAUUAUGCGACGCUUUAUUAGAUAGAGAAAUGACAUCUAUUGGAGUCGUCGAACACAGACGUCUCUUUUAA
Molecule: messenger RNA, 579 nt
Organism: Rotaria sp. Silwood2
Lineage: Eukaryota; Metazoa; Rotifera; Eurotatoria; Philodinida; Philodinidae
Source: the annotation of a GenBank genome assembly